UUGCUAUCAUUCUAUUACUCAGUAUUAGCUAUGCACAUGUCUUCCAUACAGAUCAUGACAUACAGAUGAGUAAUGCUAUAUAUACACCAUUCUGAUUCACAAAUGCAACAUGGCUCCAUGGAAAAACACCCUAGCCCUGGAAAACACAAAAGACAGUGUGAGGUUCAUACUGGAUCAGAACAUCCAUCGACCUGACCUCGCCGCUAACAACACGUGAUGCGCACACUGUAUACAUGGUGUGACAGGGAGCUUAGU
This is a messenger RNA of Geodia barretti, 255 nucleotides long. NCBI's taxonomy places the organism in Eukaryota, Metazoa, Porifera, Demospongiae, Tetractinellida, Geodiidae. The record is from the annotation of a GenBank genome assembly.